Molecule: messenger RNA, 714 nt
Organism: Protopolystoma xenopodis
Lineage: Eukaryota; Metazoa; Platyhelminthes; Monogenea; Polystomatidea; Polystomatidae
Source: the annotation of a GenBank genome assembly
AUGAACAUGACUUGUCUACAAACAUACCCAAACAUAUCUCAUCCUCCCCAUCUAUACAUUGGCUACUUUUCUGGCCUCGUCAAUGGCUCGAUCAUUCUUCGCGACCGAUUAGUCCAUCUUUACGCCAUUGUCUACCACUACCAGCGCCGUCCUCGACGCCGGAACCCACGCCUGCGGGACACCACCGCUCCCAACCACCAGACACAGACCUAUCUGCCUGACCGCCAACCCACACAGCAGGCACUAGGUCGUUACUCCCCAGGGCGUUUGCAUUACUCCGUGGGCACGACUGUGCCGUUGCGAAGGGAGGCCGACGACCUCGCCAAUCUGGAUGGACUUCCGUCGGAGGAAGAUCCCCUUCCACAGCCGGUGUCCGUCGGCAGUUCACAUAGCCGAGUCAGCAGUGCCAGGACUCCACAAGUUGCCAGCCCACCUGAAGCCUAUGGAACGGGCGACUACGCUGAUGCCUACGUUGGAGACGAGGACUCUCUGUUGGAAGAUGUUCAGGAGGAGGCGACGGAGACGGGUCGAUUCAGGCUUCACGAGGACGAUGUACCUGCCGGCCAGCAGCAGGUCUUGAUGGGUUUUGCACCCCAGAGACAAGUGUGGCCAGGACAUACUGGUUCAGGAUCUGUGUACGCUCUGCCAGAUGACGAAGUACCAAGGCCCGGACGUUUGGCGCGGCCGACCAGGUCGGAACACGUGAGUAUCUGA